CCCUAUCAUUCCCCUAAUUUACAAAUCUACCAUUAACACUCAAGGAAAAGGAGGGGUAGUUAAGUCAUUUUGGAAAAAGAACAGUAUAUAAUGAAGGCGGCUUCAGCUUCACAUGUCAGCAAUCGGCGGUUACUUCAACGAUGAACUCAACGCUUUGUUUAAAUCGACCGGUUUUCAAUUAUACUCUGAAUGGCUUUAAAAGCCCAAAAUUUAUCGAAGCUAAGCAAUUUAAACUUCAAUUACAAUCUCAUUUGGUCGAGUCUUCAAAACUUAAAUGUUUGGGAAAUUUAAAUUCGAGGACCGGUGUGAGUGUUCUGCAGCGGUUUCGAGAUGACUCGAGUGAGUCGAGGAGGAUUCUAUCUCGUCGAAUUAGGGUUUCAUCCAACGAUGCUCAGUUCGGUUCGUUGCCUAACAAAGGAGGCGCUGAGUCGUCGAGUUUCGUUGAGUUUAUCACGUCCGAGCGUGUUAAAGUGGUGGCGAUGCUGGCUUUAGCUCUGGCGCUUUGUAACGCGGAUAGAGUCGUGAUGUCAGUGGCGAUUGUGCCGUUGUCGCUUGCUCAUGGCUGGAGCCGAUCAUUUGCCGGCAUUAUUCAGUCAUCUUUUCUGUGGGGAUACUUGAUUUCACCGAUAGCAGGAGGGACGUUAGUGGACUAUUAUGGUGGCAAGGUAGUAAUGGCAUGGGGAGUGUCACUGUGGUCAUUAGCUACAUUUCUUACACCAUGGGCUGCUGAAAACUCUUUAUUGGCAUUACUUUUUACAAGAGCUAUGCUUGGUGUUGCAGAAGGUGUGGCUCUUCCUUGCAUGAACAACAUGGUAGCAAGAUGGUUUCCACCAACAGAACGUGCCAGGGCUGUCGCAAUUGCAAUGGCUGGAUUUCAGCUUGGAAAUGCAAUAGGACUCACUUUGUCCCCAAUUCUCAUGUCCCAAGGUGGUAUUUUUGGACCGUUUGUGAUCUUUGGAUUGUGCGGAUUUCUUUGGGUUUUAGUAUGGUUAUCUGCAACAUCAAGUACUCCUGACCGAAGUCCCCAGAUAUCAAAAUAUGAGCUGGACUACAUAAUGAACAAGAGACAGAACUCUCAGGCAGUGGAGAACAAUCUCAAGACCAAAAUGAUCCCUCCAUUUGGAAGAUUGCUUUCAAAAAUGCCAACAUGGUCCCUGAUUGUUGCAAAUGCCAUGCAUAGCUGGGGCUUUUUUGUUAUUCUUUCUUGGAUGCCUAUCUACUUUAACUCGGUUCAUCAUGUUGAUCUUAGACAAGCAGCAUGGUUUAGUGCUGUACCAUGGAGCAUGAUGGCAUUGACAGGAUACUUCGCUGGUUUAUGGUCAGACACGUUGAUACGGAAUGGUACCAGUAUCACUUUGACUCGCAAGAUCAUGCAGUCCAUUGGUUUUAUUGGUCCUGCGAUUGCUGUGAUUGGUUUAACUGCUGCAAAAAGUCCAUCAGUGGCAUCUGCUUGGCUUAGUUUAGCUGUUGGGUUGAAAGCAUUCAGUCAUAGUGGUUUCCUUGUCAACCUUCAGGAUUGUCAAAUACUGCCGGAACAUUUGCUGCUAUUAUGGGAACAGUUGGAGUUGGUUUCUUUGUCGAAUUGGUGGGAUCAUUCCAAGGAUUUUUGUUGCUCACGUCAGUUUUAUACUUUCUUGCGGCUCUUUUCUACAAUAUCUUUUCCACUGGAGAGAGAGUCAAUUUUGAUGAAACUUCAUCAGUUUCAUGAACAAGUUUUGAGACUUAUCGUCAAAAAUCUUAGUUGAUGCCUCGAGUGUGGACUGUGGAAUCAUUGGAGCAAAGUUGCCUGAGUCAUAGAGAAUGCUGAGCAGUAGAUCCUGUUAAUUUCCUGUAAAAAGCGAAAGAAAUGUAGAGUACGUGAUUUUUACUGCGUAGUGUACACUGUACAGACAAUCUGAUUUUCCAUGCAUUCAGGUUUAACUGGAUAUAUAUAUAUAAUGUUGAAGGGAAGUGAUAAAUGCUGGAAGCUUUCAUCUGUCUAUAUGUUUUCAUUCAGUCAUGAAUUAUGUUAUCUUUCUCCUAAACAAGGGGUUGACCUGUAAUGCAAAAUCUCAAAAAUAAAUUGCUGCUGGAUGGAAGAUGAGGAACAU
This is a messenger RNA of Durio zibethinus, 2090 nucleotides long. The record is from RefSeq and is a predicted model, not a curated record. Lineage: Eukaryota; Viridiplantae; Streptophyta; Magnoliopsida; Malvales; Malvaceae.